CUGCCCCCGCCCCUACUGAGCCCUCCCCUGGGGAGAGAGAGAGGGAGAGGGAGAGGUAGUUCCUGGUGUGGUGAGGGUGUGGUGGUGUGGUGGUUGGCUUGGCUUCUGUCGCUGGCUAGGACCGUGCCAUCUGAGAGCGUGGGCAGCGUAUCUGUGGCAGGGGCCGAGAAGCGUAAUGGCUAUCACAGCCAUGCUGCAGGAGGCACCUUCCUCCGCAACCUGGUCGCCACCCAGUGGGAGAAGACGAGUAGGAGCCAACAGGACAAGCUCCAGGAUAAACUGUCCCAGGAUGACCCCGUAGUCACGUCCCCCAGGGCAGAGGAGGAGACCUCAUCUGCAGACAGCAGCCCCAGUACACCCACUGAAGCCCCGUUCCAGGCCAGCGGUGCAGGAACAGAGCCCCAGCCAGAGCUCCACGCAGGGAGGCAGGUCUCAGGAGAGACUGGCCCCAUCCAGAGAACCCUGGAGCAGCCUGACCCAGCAGACACCCAGGCGACCCAUAAUGAACCAGGUGUCAGUGUCCAGCGGAAAACACUCUCCAAUGAGAGGAAGUUCAUGCUGAACAUGCUCGACGCCAAGAACUCCUCGGCCGGUCCCCUGAAGAGCCCGUCAGGCACCGACCCCGACCUCGACCCCGAGGAGAGCCUCUCCGGAGAGCCAGAGGACUGCAGAGGGCUGGGCAGGGCUGGUAGCAGUGUGAAGGAACGUCUAUCUAGCCUCAAGGCCCAGCAGGCCCAGCCUCUACCCAGUGAGGACAGCAGUUCCAGGAGGGCAGAGCUGCAGGGUCUGGGUGGCAGUGCCCAGGCGGCGCGGGCCAGGCUUGCAGAGGAGCAGCAGCACCGGCAAGUCCGGCCGCAGUACAGCAUCGACGCAGAGACCCACUCCCGAAACCUGGAGAAAACCCAGAUGACCCCACUGGCCAGGGACAGACAGACAGACGCCUGGGACCAGCUCCAACCCAGCUCCAAAGCCCUGAAGAUUAAAGACCUGGACUUCUCUGACCUCAUGGAGGAGGAGGAUAUAGAUGUUCUGGACGUGGAUGUCUUCGACGUAGGUGUUGGUCGGGCUGGCGGCGGCGGUGGCAUCCCACCUCCUCCUCCACCUAUGCCUGGACUAGCCUCCGCUCCUCCUCCACCCCCUCCUCCUCCUCCCGGGGCGCCGUGUAUGAGUCUCCCUCCUCCACCUCCUCCCCCACCGGGUGGAGGUCUCUGCGCCCCUCCUCCUCCACCUCCUCCUGGAGCUCCCCCUCCCCCUUUCUCCUCCUCCUCCUCCUCUUCCUCCCAGGCUCCCGACCCGGCCUUUGCCAAGAAGAGAAAGACGGUCAAGUUGUUCUGGAAGGAACUCAAACAGUCAGACAGUCCCAGGAAGUGUAAAUUCGGACGCGGGACGGUGUGGGCGUCGCUGGAUAAGGUCGCCGUGGAUACGGCCAAGCUGGAACACCUGUUUGAGUCCAAGGCCAAGGAGCUACCCGUGGCUCUGAAGAAAGGAGCAGAAGUGAAGAAGGCAGAGAUACUGGUGUUAGAUUCCAAGAGGAGUAACACCAUCAACAUCGGCAUGACCGUACUACCAGCUGUCCACGUCAUCAAGACCGCCAUCCUCAACUUUGACGAGUUUGCCAUCAACAAGGAGGGCAUCGAGAAAAUCCUGACGAUGACUCCUAGUGAGGAGGAGAAGCAGAAGAUCCAGGAGGCUCAGCUGGCCAACCCUGAUGUCCCUCUGGGCUCAGCGGAACAGUUCCUCCUCACCCUGUCCUCCAUCAGCGGCCUCAGCGCUCGACUGCAGCUCUGGGCCUUCAAACUCAACUAUGAAACCCUGGAGAAGGUAGGAUCAGGGGGGGGCCCGUAUUCCUAAAGCAUCUGGCCUUGGAUGCAGUCUGUUC
Messenger RNA from Salvelinus namaycush (lake trout), 1879 nucleotides. RefSeq names its product FH1/FH2 domain-containing protein 3-like. Gene Ontology annotation, cellular component: cytoskeleton; cytoplasm. The transcript has 7 exons. The record is from RefSeq and is a predicted model, not a curated record. Gene Ontology annotation, biological process: actin filament network formation; cortical actin cytoskeleton organization. The annotation marks the transcript as partial. NCBI's taxonomy places the organism in Eukaryota, Metazoa, Chordata, Actinopteri, Salmoniformes, Salmonidae. Gene Ontology annotation, molecular function: actin filament binding.